CGGCACAUGCCUCCACUGAGGUGCGCUAUUCACAUACAUCCCCUCUCUUGAUGACGCUCCGUGCUAUAAACAGUGCUGACGCUGGGCUGCGUCCGUGCAUCUCUAGGGAAACGCUGGGAGAGAGGAGGAAUCCUAUAAACUUGGAGCCAAAUACGCGACUGUUCAUUCACAUCCAUGCCAUCGAACCUCUACACAUUAGACAAUUCCAUCGUUCAAAGUGAAAUGGCAAGAAAAUCGGAUGUCCCUUCCCCUUAUUACGGAGAACCACGCAAGUUUGACCCAACAUUCAGAGGACCAAUCAGCAACAGAAGCUGUACAGACGUGCUUUGCUGUGUGAUCUUCAUCAUCGUCAUCCUUGGAUACAUAGCACUGGGGACUGUGGCGUGGCUACACGGUGACCCCAGGAAGGUGAUCUACCCUACAGACAGCUACGGACAGUUCUGUGGGCAGAAGGGCACCCCAAACGCAAAAAAAUCCAUACUGUUCUACUUCAAUAUCCUGAAAUGUGCCAACCCUGCUGUCCUCAUCAACCUCCAGUGUCCCACCACUCAGAUGUGUGUUUCCAAGUGCCCGGACAGAUUUGCAACCUACACAGAUAUGCAGUUGCAAUACCAAAUCACUGCAGCCCCCUGGGAAUAUUACAGGCUGUUCUGCAAACCAGGAUUCAACAACCCAACAAAGCCUGUUGCACAAGUGUUACGAGACGAGGACUGUCCAUCAAUGAUUGUGCCUAGCAGACCGUUCCUACAGCGUUGUUUUCCUGACUUCAUCACUCUGAACGGAACCCUGACGGUGGCCAAAAGAACCCACUUCAAAGAUGCCCUGGACAAAGCCCGCAGUGUGACUGAACUAAGAGACGCCGCCAAUGGCAUCACAGGUCUAGUGGAUGCUAAGGAGGUUGGGAUGAAGAUUGUGGAGGACUACGCCGCCUCAUGGAACUGGAUCUUAAUAGGUCUGGUGAUAGCACUGGUGGUCAGUCUGAUCUUCAUCCUGCUGCUACGUUUCACUGCCGGACUCCUCCUCUGGUUCACCAUCAUCGCCGUCAUACUGGUGAUCGCUUACGGGAUAUGGCACUGUUACCUGGAGUUCUCCCUUUUGAGGCAGCAGCCCGGGGCAGAUGUGACCAUCGUAGACAUCGGCUUCCAGACAGACGUCACGGUUUACCUGCAUCUCAGUCAAACAUGGCUCAUCUUCUUGAUAGCUCUGUGUACCAUAGAGGCCUCCAUCUUGAUCAUUCUGAUCUUUCUGAGGAAGAGAGUACGGAUCGCUAUCGCUCUACUGAGGGAGGGAAGCAAGGCUGUUAGCUACAUCAUGUCAACACUUUUCUACCCAAUCAUCACCUUCCUGCUGCUGGCCAUCUGCAUCUCCUACUUUUCCGUCACCUCUGUAUUCCUGGCCUCCUCUGGAGAUGCCAUCUAUAAAGUAAUGGCUGCUGAGCCCAACUGCAUGUACGCAAACAAGACAUGCGAUCCUGAGACUUUCAACAAGACCAACGUGUCCAAGACGUGUCCGGGCGCCCAGUGUACAUUUGCGUUCUACGGCGGGGAGACGCCCUACCACCGCUACCUCUUCAUCCUCCAGCUGUCCAACCUGCUCAUCUUCCUGUGGCUGGUCAACUUUAUCAUCGCCCUGGGCCAGUGUACCCUGGCUGGGGCCUUCGCCUCCUACUACUGGGCCCGGAGGAAGCCCCAGGACAUCCCCACCUGCCCCCUGUUUUCUUCAUUUAGCAGGGCCAUACGGUAUCACACUGGCUCGCUGGCAUUUGGUGCUCUGAUUCUGGCCCUGGUUCAGAUGGCUCGAAUUAUCCUGGAGUAUCUAGAUUCAAAACUCAAAGGUGCCAGGAACGUGGCAGCACGCUUCCUGCUCUGCUGCCUCAAAUGCUGUUUCUGGUGUCUAGAGCGCUUCAUCAAAUUCAUGAACAGAAAUGCUUACAUUAUGAUUGCGAUAUAUGGGAAGUGCUUCUGCACGUCAGCUCGAGAUGCCUUCUGCCUAUUGAUGAGAAACGUAGUAAGGGUGGCGGUGCUGGACAGAGUGACAGACUUCCUACUGUUCCUGGGGAAAGUGCUAAUAGCAGGGAGUGUAGGCGUCAUAGCCUUCUUUUUCUUCACACACAAAAUACCAAUUGUUCAGGAAGAUGUGCCGACCUUGCAUUACUACUGGGUACCUCUACUGACGGUGAUAUUCGGGUCCUAUUUGAUCGCUCAUGGAUUCUUCAGCGUCUAUGCAAUGUGUGUGGACACGCUGUUUCUGUGUUUCUGUGAGGACUUGGAGAGGAAUGACGGGAGCCCUGAGAAACCCUUCCUCAUGUCUGCUGAGCUGCACAGUAUUCUGAGAAAAACUGAGCACCACUGAGGAACGCAACACUCUCCUACAAAACUAAUAGCUUUACUUCUUCCAAGUUAUUUAGCAUGCUUUAAACUGAACAGAGCUCAACUCUGGCUACCUACACUAUGCUGUCUAUCAGCUAACAAGGAGAUAUCAGUCUCUAAUGGAGAAUGAGACCACUGACUGUGACUUUUGAAACUCAGAAACUUCUAUAGUCUUCAGAACUAACAUUGACUGAUUUUGAGAGACUCAUACGAACACUUACAUUGACUAUGACGUGUGAUCAUUAGAAUAACUGUUAGACUUAGAGAAUCGAACAAUGAGACUAAUAGUGUGGCCAUUAGACUUUGCUACUGCCUUACCUCAAGACUAGGGACUGACAGGCUGGAACUAUUUUGGAACAAGUUCAGGUGGUCAGACUUCACUGUGACUUGUGCUGAUACUGAAACAAACUUGUAACUCUCUGGUCCAGAGAGAGAGAGAAACACUUCUGGUUUGCUCCAAACAGAUCAGAGGCUAUGCAUAUCCAACAUGCAGUACACUACUGUAUCAUCCCUAGCAUCAUUAUUAGUCCUCAGCAGCUGUACUGUAACUGCAGUUUACAUGGACGAUGGCCCUUACUGCAAAAACAAUCACGCUAUGAACUUCCAUAUUUAGA
This is a messenger RNA of Salvelinus fontinalis (brook trout), 2983 nucleotides long. RefSeq names its product choline transporter-like protein 5-A. Gene Ontology annotation, cellular component: membrane. Gene Ontology annotation, molecular function: transmembrane transporter activity. The transcript has 22 exons. The record is from RefSeq and is a predicted model, not a curated record. NCBI's taxonomy places the organism in Eukaryota, Metazoa, Chordata, Actinopteri, Salmoniformes, Salmonidae. Gene Ontology annotation, biological process: transmembrane transport. The coding region runs from base 175 to 2352 and encodes 725 amino acids.